AUGUCGGAGAUCCUGCAGGAAGUGGAACUCUGCUUCCCACGGCUCCUCAACGUCUCCUGCAAGAAGCCACACCGUCCUCAUUUUGAGGUCAUACUGUCUUACAUCGUUCUGUCCUUCAUCGCUCUGCUCAUCGCAGCCCUCAACCUGCUCGUCAUCAUCUCCAUCUCACACUUCAGGCAGCUCCACACUCCCACCAACCUCCUCCUCCUCUCUCUGGCUGUCUCAGAUUGCUUCGUGGGUCUCCUCGUGUUCUUUCAAAUUUCUCUCAUAGGCGGCUGCUGGUUCUUCGGUGACCUCAUGUGUGUCCUGUAUUGUGUUUUGGACUACAUUAUUACUUCUGCAUCAGUAGGAACCAUGGUGCUCAUAUCAGCUGACAGAUAUGUGGCUAUUUGUGAUCCUCUGCAUUACUCCACCAAGGUCACUGUGAGUAGAGUUACAGUCUGUAUUUGCCUGUGUUGGAUCUGCUCUGUUUUAUACAACGCUCUUAUGAUGACUGAUAGUCUAAAACACCCAGGCAGGUAUAACUCCUUUGCUGGAGAGUGUGUGUUUGUUAUUAAUUAUGCUGCAGGGAUUGCAGAUGUUAUUUUGUCCUUUAUUGGGCCUGUCACUGUCAUCAUAGUUCUGUAUUUGAGAGUGUUUGUGGUGGCUGUGUCUCAGGCUCGUGCCAUGAGGUCUCAUGUUGCAGCCGUCACACUUCAGGGUUCAGAGAAAGUAACUGCACAGAAAUCGGAGAUGAAAGCAGCCAAAACUCUCGGUGUUGUUGUAGUUGUGUUUCUAAUAUGUCUUUGCCCAUAUUUUUGUGUUGCACUAACAGGCCAGGACACCAUGCUCAGUGCUUCAUCUGCUGCCUUUGUGAUAACUUUGUUCUAUUUCAACUCCUGUCUGAACCCUCUGAUCUAUGCCCUUUUUUACCCCUGGUUCAGAAAAUCUAUUAAGCUGAUUGUUACACUAAAGAUCCUGCAGACUGACUCGUGUGAGGCCAACAUACUGUAG
Molecule: messenger RNA, 993 nt
Organism: Centropristis striata (black sea bass)
Lineage: Eukaryota; Metazoa; Chordata; Actinopteri; Perciformes; Serranidae
Product: trace amine-associated receptor 8a-like
Exons: 2
Coding region: 1-993 (330 amino acids)
Biological process (GO): G protein-coupled receptor signaling pathway
Cellular component (GO): membrane
Molecular function (GO): trace-amine receptor activity
Source: RefSeq, a predicted model, not a curated record